ACACAUUGUUUGCGAGUGUGUAGGAGGAUAAGCGCGUCUGCUGGGGCCAAAAGCGGAACCAGGACCAGAGCGGGAUCGGGACGUGUGGGCGGCGUCCCGUGACCGGGAGCCAUCGGCUCGGAAGGCAUCCGGCGUUGACCUUCAGGGCGACGGCAGAGAAUCGGCACUCAGAGAACGUUAACAUCGCAGUCGCGUGCAGAGCCCACACAUGAAGAUGUAAAAUCAGACAUUUAAAUUUUGGUUGAUAAUCUCAACACAGACCAACCACACACAUAAAGAUUCUGUUCCAACAGUGAUCUUGAAUCUAGUCCUCUAAGACAGAAAACUUGUGCGAUCAACAUUGAACAAAACCAAAAAUAAAAUAGCAACAACCAGGAAACACAUGCCGCAACAUGGAAGAGGACUCACAAAAGGAGACUGGAAAAAACUCCUGGAGACAGCAGAAAGCCGACUUUAUAGUCUACCGAGCAAGAAUCGUCGCGCGUCAGGACGGGCGUGCGUGCGAGCGGGUCCGAGCGAUGCUGUCUACCGCCCUGCAGAUCCUGGCGUUCGCCCUGGCGCUGCUGGGAACGGUCGGCGCCACGGUGGCCACGCUGCUGCCCAACUGGCAGGUGAGCAUCAAGGUGUGGUCCAGCAUGGUGGCCCCCAUGUGGCACACGCGGGGCCUGUGGAUGGACUGCGUGUGGUACGGGACCGGCGUCUUCAGCUGCACCACCAACAAGUCCCCGCUGGCGCUGCCCCCCUAUCUGCAGACCACCCGGGCCGCCAUGGUCCUGUCCUGCGCCGUGGCCGCCUUCGGUCUGUGCCUGGCCUCUCUAGGGCUCCGUUGCACCCGUUGGGGGGGCGGCCACCGAGCCAAGGGGCAGACGGCCGUGGCGGCCGGGGGCUGCUUCGUCCUGGCCGGCGCCCUGUGCCUGGGCCCCGCUUCCUGGUUCACCUCGGAGGUGGUGGCCGCCUUCAUGAGCGCCCACCUGCCCGACAGUAGCAAAUACCAGCCCGGGGGGGCGCUCUGCGUCACCUUCGUCUCCGCCGGCUUCCUCCUGGCGGCGGGGUUUAUCUUUUGUUUGUCCUGUCCGGGCGCGGGGUCCGCCCCGCCAGACUACCCGACCCCCACGGAGCCCGACAGAUUCGCGCUAGCCCAAGUGAACCGCUGCCGCCCGCAAAGCGAAAGUCACGUUGACACCGCCCGGGCCGAGGAGACGUACGCGUCCCCCUCCAAGCGGGCCCCCAAGGACGUGAAGGACAGUUACAGCCUGCAGGAAUAUGUUUAACCCUCACAUCUAGUCUGGGGGUCUUUCAAGUCCCGUCACGAGUUCCCAAAGCGGUCCUGAUCCGCAGACCCCGCAUGCGGAUUGCGCUCCGUCUUUUCCUGACGGCACAGGAGGACACCAGCGAGCCAGCGCAGCGUGUAGGACAAUAAUCACGCUCUUAGCUUUCCAUUAUCUUCUCAACACGCCUCAGCGCGCACACGCGCAUGAAGCUGCAUGAAGUCAUCGUAUGUCUUUUAAGCUGGCCUCAACAUCAAUCACGUCAUCGUUUUGAUGAACAAAAAGAUCUCGACACAUUUGACAUUUAAAAUGAGCCACCAUUUAAAAACGACUUCAGAUGAAUGGAAACCAUUUGUGCGUAGCUUUAAGACCAACAAAUUAAGAAAAUAAAAAAUAUGCAAAUGAUGCAGCCUCUUUGGACCUUUGUGAAAGAA
Messenger RNA from Phyllopteryx taeniolatus (common seadragon), 1702 nucleotides. RefSeq names its product claudin-20-like. The coding region runs from base 393 to 1271 and encodes 292 amino acids. The record is from RefSeq and is a predicted model, not a curated record. Gene Ontology annotation, molecular function: structural molecule activity. Gene Ontology annotation, cellular component: plasma membrane; bicellular tight junction. The transcript has 6 exons. Gene Ontology annotation, biological process: bicellular tight junction assembly; cell adhesion. NCBI's taxonomy places the organism in Eukaryota, Metazoa, Chordata, Actinopteri, Syngnathiformes, Syngnathidae.